AGAGCAGUAGUGAAGGCAGAGAAGGAGGGGUUUGGUUAGCGGCGAGACUAACUACACCGCAGCAGGGCUGCGAGCGACCAGUCAGCGAGCAUUCCCUUAUCUACCAAUGGAAUGCAACAGCUGCAGCAGCCUGUGAGCGUGUGUGCUUUCAGUCAGCGUGUUUGUAAAAGGGGGAGGGGGGACGGUCAUGGUGGGCCAGCAGGAACCCCCUUGAAAGACCCCCAACUCUCAACCCCCCACGUUCUGUAGCAGCUGGGCUCCUGAAAGGCAGCUCAACCAAACGCAAGCGUGAGAGACAGAGAGACCGAGAGGCUCGACAGGGCAACACACUCCGAGACAGAGGGAGAGAGAGAGAGAGAGAGCGAGUAGAAAGUAAGGGAAGUGGAGCAGGGAGCCUCGGAGGGGGGUUGAGGAGGUGAGCGAAGGGUGAAAAGGAAGAGAGGCGAGGGAGAGGGAAAGACAAAAGAGAGGGAGAACCAGAGUGGAGGGAGACCAGAGGGAAAUGGCUUCAGAGGAGACCGCUGGAGGAGCUCGCAAAGCCACCAAGAGCAAACUAUUUGAGUUCCUCGUCCACGGAGUGCGGCCUGGCAUGCCAUCAGGAGCCCGAAUGCCUCAUCAGGGGGCCCCAAUGGGGCCUCCAGGGCCACCAUAUGGAGGAAACGCCGCUGUCCGCCCUGGAAUUGCCAAUCAGAACAUGGAGGCCAGUCGCAAACGGCCCGCUCCUUCACAGCAGCAGAUGCAGCAGCAGGCCGUACAGAGUCGAAACAGGAAGAAGCCUGUGGGAUUUCCUGGACCAAAUGAGAUGCCAGGGAGGCAGAUGGACAUGAGAGAGGCCCAAUCAGAUCCCACACUCGGAUCAAAUGCCAAGAGGAGGAAGAUGGCUGAUAAGAUCCUUCCACAAAGGAUUCGUGAGCUUGUUCCGGAGUCACAGGCGUAUAUGGAUCUGUUGGCAUUCGAGCGCAAAUUAGACCAGACCAUAAUGCGCAAACGGGUGGACAUCCAAGAGGCACUUAAGAGACCCAUGAAGCAAAAGCGAAAACUGCGUCUCUACAUCUCCAACACGUUUAACCCUGCCAAGCCUGAUGCAGAAGACUCUGAAGGCAGCAUUGCAUCUUGGGAGCUGCGUGUGGAAGGCAAACUGCUGGAUGAUCCUGCUAAGAUGAAGAGGAAGUUCUCCUCAUUCUUCAAGAGUCUGGUGAUUGAGCUUGACAAAGACCUUUACGGCCCUGAUAACCAUUUGGUUGAGUGGCAUCGUACUGGAACCACUCAGGAAACAGACGGUUUCCAGGUGAAGAGGCCUGGAGAUGUUAACGUGCGCUGCACCCUGCUGUUAAUGCUGGAUUACCAGCCGCCUCAGUUUAAGCUUGAUCCGCGUCUGGCUCGUCUGCUUGGGAUACACACACAGACUCGCUCCAGUAUCAUACAGGCCCUCUGGCAGUAUGUCAAAACCAACAAACUGCAGGACUCGCAUGACAAGGAGUACAUCAACUGUGACAAGUACUUCCAACAGAUCUUUGACUGUCCACGCCUGAAGUUCUCUGAAAUUCCUCAGCGCCUCACCAACCUUCUACUGCCCCCAGACCCUAUUGUCAUCAACCACAUCAUUAGUGUCGACCCCAAUGAUCAAAAAAAGACGGCCUGCUAUGACAUUGAUGUAGAGGUGGAAGAUCCCCUUAAAGCACAAAUGAGCAGCUUCCUGCUCUCCACAGCCAAUCAGCAAGAGAUCGCCUCUUUGGACAACAAGAUCCAUGAGACUAUUGAGUCCAUUAAUCAGCUGAAGAUUCAGAGAGAUUUCAUGCUCAGCUUCUCCAGAGAUCCCAAAGGCUACAUUCAGGACUGGCUCAAAUCCCAGAGCCGAGAUCUGAAGCUGAUGACAGAUGUUGUUGGGAACCCAGAGGAAGAGAGGAGAGCAGAGUUUUAUCAUCAGCCUUGGUCUCAGGAGGCUGUCAGCCGUUACUUCUACUGCAAGAUUCAGCAGAGGAGGCAGGAGCUGGAGCAGGCCUUGGCCCUGAGGAACACCUAGAACCCACACCCACCACAUUUCCUAUGUGGCUCCUUUGUAACAACACUGCCUCCAUGUGGAGGUCCCAGCAUUAUUGUCCACAGUGAAUGAGGGUUUGUGUUGUUUUCACUCUGACCUACAAUUUACUGCACUGGACCUAUCACACCCUGUUACUCGACAGCCACUGCAGCUCCAUUGUACAGUUUGUGCAUUUCAGCCAAUCACAGUGUUGUGUCUUCCAUUCCGGGAGGAAGUCAUCUUACAAUGCGUUCUUUGGAUUUCUGUUGUUUAAUACCACUCACGUCCACCAGUAUUUUGAACGUGAUGACUUCAGAGCCGGCUCAGUCCCAUUGACUGUGGAUCCAAUGUUGAUGCAGUUGUGAUUCAGCCUUCCUUCCUCUCAGUCAUUAAUUCCUGGUAUUCACACACAAUUUCUAUGUGAUAAAUGUGUUUUUGGUGAGGUAUUGAUUGCAUCUCUAAUUUAGUGAAUCAAAUUUUUUCUUGAGUAUUGAUCAAAAAGGUCAUUUUGUAUGUGUAUCAGUGUAAUCAGUGGAGCUACAAUAAUUAUCUCCACUAUUUACACUUUUAUUCAGAAAUGUAUUUAUGAAGUACUUUGAGGCAGGCAGCUUUAAAAGAAGCAUCUUUCAGUAUUAACUGAACUGGUGGCUUACAGGGUAUGUCACACUCUGCUGUCUGUCCCUGCCACAUUAGUGACAUUUAGCUGCGUUUUUUUUUAAGUAAAUAGUGUAUAUAAGCAUUGAAAGAUCGAAUUAGGUUGUUUUAAUCAAGUAUUUAAAAGCUAUUCUACCAUAUAAAGACAAAACACAGUAACUAGACCUACACUUGAGGGCGAAUGAGAAAAUGGCUUUAAAGUUUUUUUAUUGAUUUGGUAUCAGUUUUCACACUACUUUCAUUGAAUUAUGUGUAGUUACUGCGUUUUGUAUGGUGGCCAAGAGAGCUCAAUGCACUGCAACGGAAGAAAACACAUGCAAAUAGAAAAAAAACCGUAUGCAAAUAGAAAAAAAACCCCAGAAAUAACAGACCACAAUGGAACAGAAACAGAAACGCGGUGCAAAUAACAGACCACAACGGAAAUGUUUCCAGGGGAACCAAAUAAGUGACGAACCCCGACUGGGAUGUGCUGAAGCUCACAGCUGAAAAUUCUAUGUGUAUUAGCAAUAUGUUCAAUGUCAUCAGAAUACAAAUGAGAAAAGAACAAUGAGCUGAAAACUAGAAAUCCGUUACACUUAUAAGAAAUGUUAGGUAAAGUUGAGACACACAGAUAUAUACACGCAUAUUUUAAAACCUUUUUUGUAAAGUAAAAAUAAAAAUGUAUUUGCAACCGUUAUGUUAACAGCAUUAUAUUUCUGUAAUAAGAACAGCUAUUUUGCUGAUGGUCACGGUGACGUUGUCAUGGGAA
This is a messenger RNA of Pimephales promelas (fathead minnow), 3422 nucleotides long. It is a transcript of the gene smarcd3b, whose product is annotated as SWI/SNF related BAF chromatin remodeling complex subunit D3b. The record is from RefSeq and is a predicted model, not a curated record. NCBI's taxonomy places the organism in Eukaryota, Metazoa, Chordata, Actinopteri, Cypriniformes, Leuciscidae.